This is a messenger RNA of Harpegnathos saltator (Jerdon's jumping ant), 2689 nucleotides long. RefSeq names its product cilia- and flagella-associated protein 58. The record is from RefSeq and is a predicted model, not a curated record. The coding region runs from base 1 to 2688 and encodes 895 amino acids. NCBI's taxonomy places the organism in Eukaryota, Metazoa, Arthropoda, Insecta, Hymenoptera, Formicidae. The transcript has 12 exons. Gene Ontology annotation, cellular component: cytoskeleton.
AUGAUGGAAAUGGAAAUGAACGCUGAGUUGGACGGUGAUGACGGAAGCGAAAGUAGUCAGCCGUCCUCAGAGGGCAGCUCAGCAAGCAGCACAUUUUGCACCCUGGAGAAGGAUUACGCAAGGAUAACCAACGAAAUGAAAACUAACGAGGCGUUAGCUGCUUAUGAAUCCGAGUAUGCAAGACUCUACGAGUCUUUGUACCAAGCGCAUAGAAAUGAAAAGGAACUGUCGGAGCAGUGCACAUCGCUGAAGGAUGAAAUCAUCAAUAACACGUACAAGAUGUACGAAUUGAAGAAGAUGGUGGAGGCCCACGAGGGUGAAAUAGCCAGAUUGAAACGAGAGGUCGUGAAUACGACGAAACUGGCUGACGCGGCGCAUGCACGCGAGCAAAACGCACAGGAAGUCAUUGAGAAUUUGCAACUAAACAUCGUCAAACUAGGCCAGGAAAUUGAGCAGAAAAACAAGCAGCUGUCUGUCGAGAAAGACAUUGCCGUUAGCAAGCAGAAGGAGGUUCUAUUAAAAGAGAGGGAGCGACUUUUGGAUGAGAUGGAAACCAUGCGACAGCGUCUAAAGAAUAUGUCCCCUUACAUAGAGGAGCUCGAGAAAAAAAGUAGUGAGGUCGAUCAGCGUAUGAUCGAAAUGCAGGAAACCCUCGAUAUGCAAUUGAACGAAAUUUCGCGAGAGAAACGCGGCAGAGAGAGAACCGAAAUGGAGGUGCAGCAACUUCAAAAGGACAUAACCAUAAAGAAGGACGAACUUGAGACCGCGAAUGCGUCUAUCGAAGCUAGUGCGAAUAAUGUGCUGCGGCUCGAGAACCUGGUCAAAGAACAUAAAACAGCGGGAGAGAGAAUGCAGAAGGAGAUCGGCAAGCUUAUGCUAAAGAGAAUGAAUCUCCAAACGGAUCUCGAUAAUGCGAAUGUUGAGAUGGAGAAACUGGAGAAAGAGCUCACCGACAAAGAAAAACAGUUGAAGAGUAUUAAAUACGAUCUUAACAAAACACAGGAGGAGAACGCUAAGUGCAAGCUCGAAAAGGACAUCAUGGAGAAGCGACUGCUGAAAGUUGAGAUCGAACGAUCCAAGUUUGAACAGGAUUUACGACAAGCAGUAAUCGAUAUAAAAAACGUAGAACACAAAACAGUUACUUGCCGCAAGGAGUUUAUGGAUGAGCGGCAACACGUCGAGGUAUUAUUGCGCGAGAAAAAUAUCCUCGCGCGCAAUAAGGAGGCCGCUCAGGAGAGAAUGAAGCGAAUAAAUCGCGAGUUACUGUUGAGUGAACAUGCAAAGCGAAAGAUUGAACGUGAGCUGGACAUAUUGACGCAGAGCUCCCACGAAGUGAAGAAACAAUUGGAGCUGGUGGAGAGAGAGAGGGACAAAUGCAAUUUGACGGUGCAAGAAUUAGAGCGACAGAUAGAGGGUCGCAUAAGCGAAGUCAGGCUGAAACAGACCGAGAUUUCCGAUUAUAAGAAAAGUUUGGCGGAGGCCGAGAUAAAGUAUCGUCAACAGCAAAGCUUACUAGAAGUCAUCCGUGCGGAACGAAAUCUGUACAGCAAAAACCUAGUAGAGGUACAGGAAGAAGUAAAAGAUUUGCGGAGAAAUCUGAAGAUAACGAGCCAGCAGGUCGAACAGCUAAAGGAAGAUAUAGCCACGAAAGAGUCCAACCUUGUUAAGCAAGAAUUCCUGCUAGGGAGAGUAGAAAAGGAGAAGGAGGACCUCAAGGUCGAUCUACGAUCCUGCCGUAUGGAGUUGUCGGCCUUGCGACACGAAAUCGAAAAGAUGAAGCAUGACGAGAAGCAUCUAAGGUGGGAGGUUCAACAGGCGAACGUAAUGAUUGGACGCCGCCAAAAGGACAUAGACAAUGUGAUGAAUGAACGUGAUAUACUCGGUACACAAUUAGUUCGCAGGAAUGAUGAGCUAAGUCUUCAAUACAGCAGAAUCAAGGUCCUAAAUACCACUCUUCAAUGCGGCGAAACGCAGUACAAUAAAAAAUUGCAAGAUAUCAGAUUGCUCAAGUGCGAAGUGAAGAGAUUAAGGACGGAAAAAGUCCUUCUUACUAAAAAUAUCGCCAAUGUCAGUGAUCUGCGACAAGAAAUUUUUCAUCUUAAUCGCGACCUGGCGAAGGAAAGAAUCAAAGUCACUGCGCUUGAGGAAGAAGUUCAAACCCCGUUAAAUAUACACAGAUGGCGAAAGCUUGAGGGCACGGAUCCCGCCACUUUUGAGCUCAUUAAGAAGGUACAAAUUUUACAAAAGCGCAUCUUAAAAAUGUCCGACGACAUAAUUGAUAAGGAAAGGAAAAUAAAGGACACCGAAAAAUUAUACAUGAACCUUCGCGAUGUCUUGUCGAAGCAACGAGAACCAUGGACGGCAGCGAGCUUGGAUGAAGUUCGAAAUGCCUUGCGUAAAAGAGGAGAAAAACUGAAAUGUCUCGUCGCCGAAUUAAACAUGUACGAAACACAAGUGGGGGAGUACAAAGGCGACAUGACGAAAAUGGUUAAUGAAAUGUGUGAAUUAAAAAAGAAGUAUCACACUCAAAAAAAGAAAUUGCAAAAGAUGAAAGAGACUACCGCGAAAUCCUCCUACGAACCCAUUCUCCCGGGAAUAUUGGUAUCCAAUGUGAAAUUUUGCGGGGGUGGCUUCAGUAUGACGACGCCUACACGGAGAAAUUGCUUUCUAGAGUUAGCAAAGAAAUAAA